Molecule: messenger RNA, 610 nt
Organism: Eutrema salsugineum
Lineage: Eukaryota; Viridiplantae; Streptophyta; Magnoliopsida; Brassicales; Brassicaceae
Product: sm-like protein LSM2
Exons: 3
Coding region: 132-413 (93 amino acids)
Biological process (GO): mRNA splicing, via spliceosome
Cellular component (GO): precatalytic spliceosome; P-body; Lsm1-7-Pat1 complex
Molecular function (GO): RNA binding
Source: RefSeq, a predicted model, not a curated record
AUUGAUAGUUAACCCAAAGAUCAUUAGGGUACUCUUCUCCAGAGAAGUAAAGUCUCAACUCUCGCAGACUCUGCCUUCAGAUUUCACUUUGUUGAGUUGCGAGCAGAGGAAGGAAUCCGCAGAGGAAAAAAAUGCUGUUCUUCUCUUACUUCAAGGAUUUGGUUGGACAAGAAGUGACGGUUGAGCUGAAGAACGAUUUAGCGAUAAGAGGGACUCUUCAUUCAGUGGAUCAGUAUCUGAAUAUCAAGCUCGAGAACACUAGGGUUGUUGAUCAAGACAAAUACCCUCACAUGCUUUCGGUGAGAAACUGUUUCAUCAGAGGAUCAGUGGUAAGGUACGUGCAGUUACCUCCUGAUGGAGUCGAUGUUGAUUUACUUCACGAUGCCGCUAGAAGAGAAGCUAGAGGUGGAUGAUUGCGCCAAACAGUUGUAUCUCCAAACAUAAAUCUGUUUGAUUAACAAGACUUGAUACUUUUUUUUUUUUUUUUCAUUUUUCGUGUAAUGGCUUGAUCUGGUUCCAUUAUAUUUUAUGAAAAGAUUAUCUGUCCCGUUUUCUUUUAACUCUUUGAUGAAUUUUGUUUUUUCAAAGAAAUGCCUUUAUUCAGUCCUUA